CCUGAGCAGACCAUCCCUGGAGCUGAGAAUGUCCCACAGUGUCAAGCCUCUGCUCUUCCUUGCUUUGGCAUGUGUGCUGCUAGCUCACCUCUGCAGCCAGUCAGAAGCAAGCAACUUCGACUGCUGCCUUCGGUACACGCAGCAGGUUCUUCCUCACAGAGCUAUUGUGGGUUUCACAAGACAGACGGCCGACGAGGCUUGUGACAUUGAUGCCAUCAUCUUUCACAUGAAAAAGAAAUUUUCUGUGUGUGCCGAUCCAAAGCAGAGCUGGGUGAAAAAGGCUGUGCACCUCCUCAGUCUAAAAGUCAAGAGGAUGUAAACACGGAUUCUUUCCUGGGAUGGAAUUGGACACAGCCCAGGGAGGAAGUGAUCACAAGGGGGGAUGGAGGCUUCACCUGCACAUCACUGAGCAGACCUGAUUUGUGUCCCACUGGACUGGUCCAAUGGAUGAAGUUGAUUCAUAUUGCAUCAUAUUGUGUCUUCUUUAAGCUCAUGUUAGAGUUAAGUUGUGUUUUAUGUUAUUUAUAGAUAUGGGUUUUCUAUGUUUAGCUAUUUAAUGUCAAUUUCGCACAAUCUAUGAGGGGGGCUUAGUGUAAGUAAUAUUAUACUUAAGGGAAUAUGAUAAUAUAGAUCUUCUUGUGAGCAAUAAGCUAUUGUAAAAAUAUUUAAUUUUCUUCUGUGUAUUUAAUUGUCUCUCAAGUUGAUGUAACUACCUUAUAA
Molecule: messenger RNA, 720 nt
Organism: Psammomys obesus (fat sand rat)
Lineage: Eukaryota; Metazoa; Chordata; Mammalia; Rodentia; Muridae
Gene: Ccl20
Product: C-C motif chemokine ligand 20
Exons: 4
Coding region: 29-319 (96 amino acids)
Biological process (GO): cellular response to tumor necrosis factor; lymphocyte chemotaxis; chemokine-mediated signaling pathway
Cellular component (GO): extracellular region
Molecular function (GO): chemokine activity; CCR chemokine receptor binding
Source: RefSeq, a predicted model, not a curated record